Molecule: messenger RNA, 249 nt
Organism: Peronospora matthiolae
Lineage: Eukaryota; Oomycota; Peronosporomycetes; Peronosporales; Peronosporaceae
Source: the annotation of a GenBank genome assembly
AUGGUGGACACUGCCUCGAAGCAUCGAGCUGAGUUUGCCUUUGCUCAGCUUGAGAACGAGAGAUCUUUGACAUCUCUUCGUGACGAGCUAAGGGUAGCUCGUGGGAUUGCUGAUCGGUCUCGGGAUGAGAUAGCUGCUCUUCAGACCCUUGUUGAUGCCCACCAUCGGGAGCACAAGGCUCUCUGCGAGAUGCUUGAGCGCAAGGGCGUUCUUCAUCGGAAGAAGCAGCGUACUGAUGGUACGGCUUAA